AUGAAAUCGCCCUUUGCCUUUUCGGGCCGGCUCCACAAACGAGGCCUUUGUUUGGUGACCGUGCUUUGCAUAUUGACCUUGGUCUCAUACCACUUUGUCGACUUUUCCGUGGUGACCCAGGAUACCAAGAUCGACUACUCCGAAACCGGGUUCGGUAUCAAUGAUUACAACGUUCGAGAACUACUCCACUACCCAAAGUAUAAAUACUCCUUGACCGAAAACUUUCAAAAACACGUCGGUGAUUGGGACGCCUUUGUCCAGAAACCUCAAGCUGAAAAAUGUGGCCAGUUCUUCCGGUUUUUAGAGAAGGAACAGCCCGACUGGGAGCUACCCACGUUAUACCAAGAGACCUAUGACAAGAGCUGUGUACUGAAGGGCCUGUUCUUCCGCCAUGCCUAUGACGCAGUCAAGAAGGAGAAGAAGAGAACCGGACGUCCUGAUUUUGAGACAAUCACCGAUCAAGAGCUAGAGGAGAUCAAUGAUUACUUCAAUGAGAGAGUCAAUGUGACUUACACGCAAGAAACCCGCAUGGCUGACCUCAUGACAGUCGUCAGACUUUACGGAAAUUGUUACUUUGGCAACGAAGUGUCAGACCCAGAUCCAGACAUUCAAGGCCAUUGGGCCAGGCGAAUGACGCCGUUUUUCCACGACCAGCUCCCGGUUUUCGAGACUCCCGACGGUGCAAUUCUCGAAAAUCACUUCCCCGGAGCACGAAGCUAUAAACCAAACGACACCCUCCUUCAGUAUUACCACGAGAAUAUGAAAGGAAAAGGCAUUGUUAUUUCAGCAGCAACCCGCUACACUAAGGAUAUCACUCGCUUGAUCAGAGUUCUCAGGGCACUCAACAACAAGCUUCCAAUUCAAAUAGUGUACCGAGGAGACUUGCUGAGCCGAUCGAAGAAAACGCUUUGGGCAGCUGCCGUGGCUUCUAAAGAAGACUUUCUUAGUGACCGCUUCACAGACCAAAAGCUCCUCCAUAAAGUCAUCCCUGAGAUUGACUUGUCCGACCCGGAAAAGUUCGGCUCUGACUAUCCGAUCCAGCACCUUACAUUUGUCAACAUCGAAAGACCCAUGAAGGGCCAGGGAAAGCACGUUUUCUCGGGCUACAACAACAAAUUGUUAGCGUUGAUGUUCAACUCUUUUGAGGAGGUGAUGUUGGUGGAUGCUGACGCUGUGCCGUUGGAAGAGCCGCUUUCGUUGUUCCAAUCGCCUGAAUUCCAAGAAACUGGUGCUUACUUCUUCAGAGACCGCCUGCUUCGAGACAGUAACGACUGGAUCGAAACAAACUACUUUUCCAAGCUCAUGCCUCACCAGCACAGCACGCUUGACCUUGGUCUUGGUAUCAAGCCAGUGACUGACUACACCAUGGACAUUCCUUACAUGAGAGGAUGGAGACACACCCAGGAAGCUGGGAUCGUUCUCUUCCACCGCAAGAAACACUACACCGCUAAUUUGAUCUUGCUUCCCUUGGCACUCUGGGGCGAACCCAUCAAGCUGUCCAUCUGGGGCGAUAAAGAAAUGUACUGGAUGGCCAUGGCCAUGGCUGGUGAUGAACACUAUCUGUGGAGUAAAUAUGAUGCAGCCAGUGUGGGCGAACUUACAACGGAUCUGUUUCGGAAGUUGUACAAUGCCCUGGCGGCUCUGGAAGUGUGUCUGACCCAUCCUGGCCACAUGCUGUCUUCUGGACGAAUUUUGUGGAUUAACCUGGGUUUCUCGUUUUGCAAGAAAAAUGGAUACAGCAGAGACGAGCGCCGCUUCCCCUUCUCGACCUUUGAGGAUAAAGAAGUCUUGAAAGAUUUGUAUCAAGCACCUCUCCGUGUUCGAGAUGCUGUCGUGCCUCCAGGGAUGCCGCCAUUACGGCCUCGAGGAAGCCCGGUGGAUCUCACCGUGGAAGUGAAUUACAAACUCGAGCUGAAAAACCGCAAAAAGGACGUCGAUCAGAUAGACGACGUGGAGCAAAUUGGCGAGUAUGAGCCUCAGAAGGGCUGGGUCAAGUCUCAUUGUUGCACAGACUACUACUACUGUGCUUAUAGUGCGAUCGAGAACUACGACAACUCAGGAACUAUAGACAAUUCCGGAUCCGUAUUUUCUUUUGGCGACGAGGAUCGGAAGCGUUACGACUUUUUAGGUAAGGUAUGGAUCACGUGGACCCAUAACUUCCGAACUUUGGAGGUAACCAUGCCGCCUUUAAGUGAUUAUCCAACUUACGAAGGGGCUACACCAUACACCCUGGAUAGCCUGGACUCUAUCCAAAAACUAGACUAA
Candidozyma duobushaemuli is the source of this 2265-nucleotide messenger RNA. RefSeq names its product putative alpha-1,3-mannosyltransferase (gene MNN15). The transcript has a single exon. Gene Ontology annotation, biological process: protein O-linked glycosylation. The coding region runs from base 1 to 2265 and encodes 754 amino acids. Lineage: Eukaryota; Fungi; Ascomycota; Pichiomycetes; Serinales; Metschnikowiaceae. The record is from RefSeq and is a predicted model, not a curated record. Gene Ontology annotation, molecular function: alpha-1,3-mannosyltransferase activity. Gene Ontology annotation, cellular component: Golgi apparatus.